Messenger RNA from Esox lucius (northern pike), 814 nucleotides. RefSeq names its product coiled-coil domain-containing protein 42. The transcript has 5 exons. The coding region runs from base 1 to 792 and encodes 263 amino acids. NCBI's taxonomy places the organism in Eukaryota, Metazoa, Chordata, Actinopteri, Esociformes, Esocidae. The record is from RefSeq and is a predicted model, not a curated record.
AUGUUUGGGUUUCAGAGUUUUGAGUCAACCCUCAAAGCCCUGAGGGUCCGCAAGAAAGAACUCAGAGAGAAAGAGGAGCAGAGGAAAGAGUAUCUGAAGAAAUUUGACAACUUCCUGAAUGAUAAUGAAGUAAAACGAUAUAGAGCGGUUAGGAAGGCUGGCCGAGAGAGGGAACUGACCAAUCAGAAGCAGGCGGAACUAGCCACACUCCAGGAGGAGAUGGAAGCUCUUAUCAAAGAGAGAGAUCGUCUGGAGAAACGAGUACAGAAGAAUGCUAUCUACCCCCGAUAUUUGGAUAAAGUGGUUCAGGCCAGUGAACAGUUUCAGGAGGCCCGACAGGUGAUGUCUCGCUACGACACAUUAAUGCUGAACAGGGAGGACCUUGUCCGGACUACCCAGCAGAACCAGGAGAGCACAGAGAAGGCCCGAGCCCAACUGGCCCGCUUCACGGAGCAAAGCAACGACACUCUGUUGCACUACAACAAUACCCUGGCCCAGUUACAGAGCCAGCUCGACCAAGCCCGCGCUGAGGGCCUGAUUUGGGAAUCAAGAUGGGCCCACAUUCAGAACACAGCUGCCAAGAAGACACUGCUAUUGGGCACAAUCAAGAUGGCCACACUGAACCUGUACCAGAGUGUGUGGAAGCGGGGAAAAGACAACGGGGAAUCCCCUGUUCUGCCAGAGGACACGCUGAAACAGCUGGAGAAGAUCCAGAUGUUCUUAGCUGAUCUGAUCUCCAUUUGGGAGGAGGUGAGCAAGCCAGAUCAGCCAGGACCAUCCGGACACCGAUAGAAGGAUCCCCUUCAAUCUAGUA